CUGGCCUGCCUGUGAGUGUGAGAGAGAGAAUUAAGAGAGUGUGCACACUAAGUGGUAAGAACACUGAGAUCAGCUUACAUCUCUCACAAAGGUGCGUGUGUCCGAAUACAAUGUUAUCUUGUGUUCCUACUCUCACAGCCAAGUCUGACCUCAUUUUCCAAAGCUCUUGCUCUUUACGUCGGGCAAUAGGCUUCACUCAUAUUACAAGCAAUUUUGCUAAUGGUUUACUCAGCCUUGACUUGCUUUUCUUCUUUUAACUGUAAAUGAACAGGUAGCUCAGUGUUGUGUGACGUUCGUGGAUUUUCUCAGACUGCUUGAAGCUCAACAACCAAGGGAAGUAAGCCAUUAUUUUGUUAAAAAACAUUCGGAAGCAUCUGUCGGGUUAAUGCAUUAAAUCUUCUCACAAAGCAGCAAACUCGCACAAAAUCUCAGCCACUUGAGACAGUCCUUUCUGAGUCAGGCGGCUGUCAGUGACAUGGAGCAGAUGCCAUCGGAUGAGGAGCUUUGCAUCGCAUCGCUGGCUGACCGAGACUCAGUGGUGGCCAUAGCUGAUGACGUGCACAGCGGCGCCGACUACCUCCCCGCCACCUACCCCUCUCUCGUCCAAGGGCCAGGCGUUCGUGGCUACAUUUACAAAAAAGGGGGCAAAACUGUUGGAUUCAUGAGCACUCAGGUGAUAGACGGAGGAAGGACUCUGCUUACGACUGCAGGAAGAAUAGUAGAAGAAUACAGAGGGAGUGGAGUGUACGGGCGAUUUAAACCACUCAUCCUUGACCAAUACAUCCGGUCACCUGACAUUUGCUACCUUACCUUUACAGUUAAUAAUCUAAACAUGGCAGUGAAUGGACAGAGACUUCUAAGAACAUACAGAAAGGUAUCCGAAAGGGCCGUGACAAGUGUCGAGCUGACUUCCUCUGAUUUUAGUUUCCAGAGGAAAACGGAAUCCGAUAAUCCAAGAAUGAGAAUACUCUCUAGUGAUGAUAUGACUUCUAUCAUGUCUAGCGAGUCACUAGACGACCUCCUUCAUCUAUUCCCAGACAGAAGAAUGAUUCUGGACUGGAAGCCAUACCGAGCGAUGCCAGAGAAUGUCCCCAUCAUCACCAACACCUGCACGCAUUGCGUUUUUGUGGCAACAUACGCCGAGAGUAGUUCCCCUUUGGACAGGGCUCGCAGUUCUCUCCCUCGCAUCCUCUCCGCAGGUAGCUACUACAGGUGUAAGAUUGGUACUCACUACGCAGCAGAUCUUUUCGGUGACGGAAGUGAGGACGAGCUGCGUGCGCACAUCACGUGGCACAUUCUGCGUUCCGUUGAGACGGGCAACGGCAAUGUCGCUUUUAAUGUAUAUUACACCAGAAACUUGGAUGAAAUUAUGGCAGACCUGGCAAAGACCUUUCCACUUAGAAAAUCAAAUCUGCCUUUUAAACAGCAAAUUUUAUUGGAACGAGAGUUGAAGAGUGGCUUUCUCUGAUUUAUCUAUUGUUAGUUUUCUGUUUUUAUCAAUUAGAAAUGCGAACGCCUGACAACAGUUACUUUUAUUAUCUGUAACACUAGAAGUUUCAAUUAAAUUUUUUAAUUGGAUAUUUCAAUGAGUGAAAUUUAGCCUGCUUCAUCAGUGGCUCAUUUUAACAAAAUGUGAAACACGGUUUUCUGUGCGAAGUCCAUCGCCGCACAAGAAGCUGGUCAUGUUCACAAGAACUUUACCAACACCCUGGAGGAUCCCAUCUGUUCCCAGCAAGAGAAUAGAAGACGCUACAGUGUAGUAAAAUGCCUUUCAAAUUUAAUUUAUCUUUGUCAGUAAAUAUUGUUGUGGUGGUUUCCAUUUUGCUUUCUUUUCUUUUUUCCAAUUUUGAUUUUCGAGUAAUCUGGGAGCUUUAUAUGUUUCUCGAUUUAAUUUCUUAGACAAAACUGAUCUAUAAUGUCAUCUUCAUAUAAUAAUUCUAGGGAACACUUGACUAAUGUUGAAAUAAGAAUCCUCGAAGCUUGUUUUACUUUUGUAAGCAUUUUAGCUUGCUGAAGCUGUGAAUGUAGCUCACUGUACACAUGUCACACAUCUCUUUCGUCCUUCAAGUCACUUUUAUGUUAAAUUACUGAACACGUGACAAGCAUCUAAUCUGUACAUUAACACCUGAAAUGUUGCAAGCUGUUAUUUACAUAUCUCGGAUUUCACGAAGCUGUUGGAAUUACUAGGACCGGUUAUCUGCAUAAAGGUCGAAGAAUAAAUAAGAGAUGUUUCCUACUUGUACAAUGAGGUUGGUAAGAAUAUUUAGACAGGUCAUGUGGCAAAACAGGGUUUUCUUUUGCUUAUCGUUCACUAAAUGCCUCUGUUCAUUUACAAACUUACAUCAAGAUAUGUAAACGUUGAACCUUCAUCAGUGUAAGAUAACACCUAUAUGUUACCAAACGGACAUAAAGUAAUUAAAAUUAAAUAAUAUAUAUGUGUAUAACGAAUAAAUAUGCGGAUUCUUUUUAUUUCAUAUUCGUUUUUCGAGUCUUAAAA
Pomacea canaliculata is the source of this 2497-nucleotide messenger RNA. RefSeq names its product histidine N-acetyltransferase-like. The transcript is spliced from 3 exons. NCBI's taxonomy places the organism in Eukaryota, Metazoa, Mollusca, Gastropoda, Architaenioglossa, Ampullariidae. Bases 476 to 1468 code for a protein of 330 amino acids. The record is from RefSeq and is a predicted model, not a curated record.